UUUUUGAAGUCCACCGCUCUCUGUUUUAGUGCACAGUCUUGGACGUGCACGAUGAAACAGGCUGAUUUACGGUAAUGGGGCGAUUUGCGAUGCAAACCUUCUGCAAGGAAAUCGUUCUGCUGGCUGUCACUCUUCCGCUGCUGUCGGCUGAAGCGCCAGGCGGUGGGACGGUGCCCCAAGUCCAAUGUUUCGUGACGCGUAAGAGUGUCAGGUCGGAAAUCACAUGUGGAGCUUCCGUGCUAAAAAUGCAGAACGGGACCUGUGUCUCUCCUGCGGAGAAGGUGACCAAAAUGGAAAUUGAGAAACACGAAACUGUUGAAGUACAGGCCCAGCUGAACAGUACAGAACACGUUGAUUGUUACUGGCAACAUAAGGAAAAGGGAGAAUGCCUUUCUUAUCGGGAUGGGAACAGCCACGCGUUUGUGAUCCCCCAGGCAAACGGGAGCCAUGCCGGAAUCCAUAUCCUCUGUCUCCAGAACGGCGGCUUUGGCUAUUCCGUGGCGUUUUCUCUCUGGCUGAAGCGAAGACCAACACCGCCUCAAAUAAAACCAUUGCCCAGCGCUGAAGGGUACGCUCUUCGGUUACAGUUCAGUUCGGAGGGGUAUCCUGAACCACAAUUUAAGUGGUAUGGCUGUCUCUCACAAAGUCAGAGCUGUGAACUGAAAACCGGACACCUUGAAGUUCACACGGAACGCCAAAAUGCCGUCUCAGAAGGACUUGUGAAAGUGUUUGCUACGAUUUCAGCGUAUGAUUUAAAAGAAAAUAGAGUUCUGUGCUGUGCGAGAAAUGAAGUUGGCGAGGAGUGCUCCAGGCUGUACGAUUACGAUCUCCGUUCUUUGGACAGAACAGGAUAUGUACCUCAAGUAUUUAUAAAAACUGGCCAAGCACUGCUUUUACGUUGCAGUGAUAAAAACUAUAAAAAACCUCUAUCCUGGACCUCAGAUAAACCAGUUAAGGUGCGAUACUAUGAAGACUCUUACCCCCGACUGAGGCAAACGUACUUAUACUUUGAUUCAGUAAGCUCUGAAGAUAGUGGCAAUUACACAUGCAGAUCUCCAAGGAAUGCAUUUAUAUCCACAAGCAUUCAGGUUGUUGAAAGAGGGUUUAUCAAUAUAUUGCAAAUGAAGGAAUACAAUGCAAUUCAGCGUGAUGACAAAUUCUGCUUUGAAAUCGUAUUAUCGUCAUACCCUGACGUGAGGUGUAAAUGGGUCUCUCCGUCGGGAGGCCGUCAAGACUGUGAGGACUCAAAUCCUUUUAAUGGAAGCAGGACUUUUAAAUACUGUGAUCAUCGGAAUCUUCCAGGACUGUAUCAGUUUUAUGCCGAAAACGAUGAUGUCAACAUAAUGAAAAAUCUGUCGCUCUGUGUGAAAGCAAAACCAACACCACCACAGCUCACAUUAUUACCUAGAAGUGAUGGCCAGGGGCUUAGAUUUGAAUGCAGUUCACAGGGUUACCCGACACCACAGAUCAAGUGGUACACAAGUAAUACUGUAAGGCCUUCACAUGAUGUGUUUUGGAAAGAAAAACACAAUAUCUCUGAGGGGAAAGAGGAAGAUGCAGAAAUGUUCUGUCACAAAAGAAAAUCGAGCGUCUUAGAGUUGAACAACCCGGCAGAAGUCUCCAGUGUUCGGUGCUGUGUUGACUCUUUUAAUUCUUCAUGUGUCGAGCUUCCUGUUCCUCCUACAUCAUUAUGGGAUGUGUACUACAUACACCUCUUUCUGUCAAUCCUUGUGGUCAUUCUCACUCUCCUGUUAAUCUUCAUGUGUACUAGAAAGAAACCAAAAUACGAAAGCCAGAUGCAGAUAUUGCAGCCUCUGGGAUCCUCUGAUAAUGACUACAUUUACAUCGACUUCAAAAACAUGGACUACAACCCAAAGUGGGAAUUCCCGAGAGAAAACCUGGAGCUAGGAAAAGUGCUGGGAUCAGGAGCCUUUGGGAAGGUUGUGGAAGCCACUGCCUAUGGAAUCUGCAAGCCAGGAGUGUCCUUACAAGUGGCUGUCAAAAUGCUCAAAGAGAAACACCAGUCCUCCGAGAAAGAAGCCCUGAUGUCCGAGCUGAAGAUGAUGACACACAUUGGCAGACAUGAUAACAUAGUCAACCUGCUGGGGGCUUGCACGGGCUCAGGACCAACUUAUCUGAUCUUUCAAUACUGCACCAAAGGGGACCUUCUAAAUUACCUGAGGGACAACAGGGAAACGUUUCACAAGUCUCUAACGGAUGUCUUCACUAAAAAUCGCUACAGCUGUUUGUAUCAUAACUUCCAAUCUGAGCACGUUUUCAGAAAUGAUCCUAUGAGUCACAAAAACAACUACGUCCCGAUGCAUAGAGCACGUGAUGUCACAGAAAGAGUCGGGGAAGCAGAAAGACUCCUCAGUCUGAGCGACGCAGGAGAGGUGGUCUCGGAUGGGAUGUAUAAAAAUUUGGACCAGUAUGAAGAAGAGGAACUGAACAUACUCACGUAUGAUGACCUUCUCAGUUUUUCCUAUCAGGUGGCAAAAGGGAUGGAAUUUCUUGCCUCAAAGAAUUGCAUUCACAGGGAUCUCGCCGCCAGGAAUGUAUUGGUUACUCACGGAAAACUGGUAAAGAUCGGCGACUUCGGAUUAGCCAGGGACAUCGUGAAUGAUUCAAACUAUGUUGUAAAGGGCAAUGUCAGGCUGCCUGUGAAGUGGAUGGCCCCAGAGAGUCUGUUUGAUGGAAUCUACACCAUGCAGAGCGACGUUUGGUCUUAUGGGAUUCUGCUGUGGGAGAUCUUUUCCCUCGGUGUGAACCCUUAUCCUGGGAUGAAGGUGGACCGACACUUCUAUUCGUUGAUUCAGAAUGGAUUUAAGAUGGAUCAGCCUUACUAUGCAAGCCAGGCUGUCUACAAUAUGAUGAAAUCCUGCUGGAUGCUCGAGCCAAGAAAAAGACCUGAAUUUUUGAAGAUUGUCAAAUUUAUGGAGUAUCAGCUGGCUGAUGCUGAAGAUGAGAUUUAUUAUAACAUGGACAAAAAAAGCUCUGUGUACAGGAAUGUGCCAGUCAGCCCCACCUCUGGACACCCACCAGGAUCAAAUGAAAAAAUGCCUGAAGAUGAUAAACCCAGUGAUUCCAGUAAUCCAAGCGUGCCCUCUGAACCCACGAGUCUCUCCGAUUCCAGUCACCCAAAGCAGGAGCAAGAAGACCAGUCAUCUGAUGUCCCCUCAGUACAGCCUCCUCCCCCUGAGUGACACUCACCAUCCGGGCCGGGGCAGCCUUCAUGCUCCCACUGUACUGUGCACUUCGCCCCAGGCGGAUCUUCUCACUCUCUUUUGGUCAGUGUGCCACAGCAAACGACGCAAAACGUUGUUCUUGGGUUAAUGAUUGAUUUUAACUUUGCAAGAAAAAAUUAGAACAUUGGGCUUUUGAGUAUCAUAACGAGUAGAGACUCCCGUUGCACAGGACUUGCAUCCCUUCCUGGGUGAAAUUGUAUGUCUCAGUGAAAAGCAGCACAAGCAUGCAAUAUUACCCCUUUAUCUUCUCAAAUACCCAGCGUCUGGUUCUUACCUUUGUACACGGUUGUUAAAAUCAGCACAUACAACCCAAAAAGUGACCAGUGGUCCUAACACCUAGCCUGGGAGAUCCCCAACUCCUCGGCGACUAAAAACCUGGACUUUGCCCUGUUACAUCUCAACCCCAAACUGAGAAGAAAUAAUCAUUUCAGUAUAGGGAAAGUUCACUAAACCUUUAUGGUAACUCAACACGACGAAGCUGUGUUAAGAAAUUGGUACAAAUAUAGGGAUCAGUAAAUUGGCGAGGGGCUGACCAAUCAGUAACAUUACUGUGAUCAGUCUUCUGAAAAUUUUCGGGAUGUGCGCACAAUCUUUUGACAUCAAACCACGUGUUCCUUAAGACAAGGUCCUGCUCCUGGGGGUCCGCACACCCACUGGUUUUCCUUCCAGCCAAGCUUAAUGACUUAAUUGAAGCAUUAAUCGAAUGAACGAGUUGCUCCAUUGGAAUAUUUACCGGGUUUGUUUCUGGCUCACCGUUGGGAGAUUGUAUUGAUGAGAUGCAACAGUUUUUAGCUCUUAAACUCAUUGGAUGUUGCCACUUGACUGUCUCCGUUCAUAUGACUAUUAUUUAGCCAACCGAGAGUCCAGUUGUGAAAUGGAUCAAAAGCAGAGGUGUGUGUCCAGUCCAGGGCCAAGAGCAGGAUCUCUGCCUCCGGAGACGGGCAGCUAGAGAGAGACAUUUCUCAAUAUAUAUUAACAGUAUUAGAAAAUAGCUUCACCAUCUGUUAUAUAAAAGGUGGAUAUUGUUCUCCAUUUGUAUCGCAGCUUAAUCCAUCAUUUUGUGUUAUUAAAAUCUUCACUCCAGCUGUACGAGAUUCCUUGUAAAACUAAUUGAGCUUGGAUACAGAGCUGUAUAUUUUCUUUGUUUCUCAUUCAUAACA
Lepisosteus oculatus (spotted gar) is the source of this 4405-nucleotide messenger RNA. It is a transcript of the gene flt3, whose product is annotated as fms related receptor tyrosine kinase 3. Lineage: Eukaryota; Metazoa; Chordata; Actinopteri; Semionotiformes; Lepisosteidae. The record is from RefSeq and is a predicted model, not a curated record. Gene Ontology annotation, molecular function: ATP binding; growth factor binding; transmembrane receptor protein tyrosine kinase activity. Gene Ontology annotation, cellular component: signaling receptor complex; plasma membrane. Gene Ontology annotation, biological process: cytokine-mediated signaling pathway; protein phosphorylation; B cell differentiation.